CCUUUCUUUUACCUGUUACCUCUCCACAGCUUUCGGACAGCUUUUAACAUUCCAGAAACUGGAUGGGGAUUUUGACCUGUUCCCAUCCACUGUCCCUCUGCGGUUUGGGGUAAGACCCAGUCUAGAACAGGGUCAUCAAGCGCUAAUGCAACUACUGGAAAUGUGGGGAUUUUUCAUUUUUAGUAUUGUCUUUGAGGAGCUUGGAUGCAAGAAAAGAUAAUUACUCUUUAUUCUUUUACUCUCCACACUAUUUGGAUUACCUAUGAUAUUGUUUCCCAGUAAAAGGACGAGGAUCGCUGUUCCUGCCGGAUACUCCCGUACACUUAAUCCACCUGGAGUUUGGAUUCGGGUGUUAAACAGGCUCCACCAUCGACAUGGAUCCUACAGAAUGUAGUGAAACUGCUCCAGUGAUGACUUGGGGUUAUCUCGUCGCCUUUCCCGUUUUGAACUAGAGGCCCGCCGAGCGCCGAGGAACCAGUCCUACUCACGAAGAAACAUUCACUGCCACGCUAAUCCCCACAAAUUAUCUACUCCCCUGCUGUGUCUCAAGCAUAGCUGUGAGAGGAGAAUGGCCAGUCACAGAGACCCCCGCUUUCUUCACAACCUGUCCUACCACCCACGAUGGCAGCACAACUCAAUGAAAGUAAAGAGAAAAGGACGCUUACGGACAGCGGCUGCAAGCAGUUGCAGUGGACAUAGUGUGUUUAAAUCAUCCGCAGCUUCGUCGUUAAAACCACAGUUGCCAUCACGCCCCGCGCAGCGUUCCAGGAGCCGUUGUGGGAACUGGCUCCUGCUGCCGUUGCUCAUAUUCUCCUUUCUACCCUGUCAAACCUGGGCGACCACUUUCAAGGUGGCCCUGGUUGGACCCUGGACAUGUGACCUCUUAUACUCCAAAGCACUUCCGGACUUGGCAGCCCGCCUGGCCACGGCCCGCAUAAACAAGGACCCUCACCUCAACAAAGGCUACUGGUACGACUACACGCUGGUCAACGAGGACUGCAAGUCGUCCCGGGCGCUGGCUCGCUUUGCCGGGCUGGAAGGUUAUGGUGCUGCAUUCCUGGGCCCCGCCAACCCAGGCUACUGCUCCUCGGCCGCUUUGUAUGCAAAAGAGUGGGAUGUGGGGAUUCUUUCAUGGGCUUGCCUCAAACCCAACAUGAAUACAUUGGGGAUGUAUUCCAACUUCCUGCGGCCGCUGCCACUCUCCUCCCGUGUGCUUUUCUCUGUUUUGCGAUUCUUUGGGUGGGCUCAUGUGGCCAUAAUCUCAGAGGAAACCGAUAUAUGGGAGGCCACGGGACAGGAGCUGGCCUCGUCACUGAGGGCCCUUGGCCUGCCGGUCAACCCCGUGGUGACCAUGGAGUCCGACAAGGAAGGGCCUCGGAGAGCACUGGCGAAAGUGCGGGAAGCAGACCGGGUCAGAGUGGUGAUUAUGUGCAUGCCCUCUGUCCUGAUUGGCGGACAAGCCCAGUACCAGCUCCUGACAACAGCCUUUUUAAUGCGUAUGAUCGACCGUGGCUACGUGUUUAUCCCCUACGACACCCUUCUGUACUCACUACCCUACAAAGAGGCUCCCUACUAUGUGCUCGGCAAUGACACCAAGCUGCGCAAAGCUUUUGACGGAGUCCUCACCGUCACCAUGGACUCUGGAGAACGCAAUUUCUACGAGGCUUUUAAAGACGCUCAGGACAGCUAUGAAAUCCGCAGCACCACCCCACCAGAACAGGUUUCUCCAUUCUUUGGCACCAUCUACAACAUGAUCUACUACACAGCUAUGGCUGCUGAGCAGGCUCGCGCUGAUGGAGGCCGCUGGGUAACCGGUCAGGUCUUGGGUGAAACCAAGGGCGGCUUUGAAUUUGAAGGCUUCAAUCAACCCUUGAAGGCUGGAAGGGAAGGUGAAGGCAUGCAGGCCCGCUAUGUGGUGCUGGACUACAGUGGCUUCGGCCACCAUCUCUACUCCACCCAUGUUCUGGAUGCCGCUCAUACAUAUGGAGGGGUCGGGAGCUUGAAAUACCUCGGCCGCUCGAUCCAUUUCGCGGGCAGCACGCCCUACACAGACUCAGGCUGCUGGUUUAGCCCAUACUUUGCCUGUACCGGAGGCCUGGACACGGUCACUUUCUUCUUUCUUCUCCUUGUGGUUGUUGCAGUCGUUGGAUGCGCAGCUAAUUUCUUCGUUAGUCUCAAGAGAAGUGGUAAGAUUGGGCUCAACUUUGGAGGUACUAGUAAUGGUGGAUCAACAAAAGUAGUGCUGACCCUGGACGACCUUGUCUUCAUUAACACUCAAAUCAGCAAAAGGAGGAUCAAUGACGAAAGUAUCUUGAAAAGCCAGCUUGAUUUUAAGACACCGCAACACUCGGUGUCCGGUCGCAGCUACAUGGCGUCCUCACCGGACAGCUCCAAUGUUGCCGUGUAUGAGGGCGACUGGGUCUGGUUGAAGAAAUGCCCCGGUGGAUCUGCAUCCGCUAUAAACAGCAGCACCGAGUUUGUCUUUGUCAAGCUCAGAGACAUGAGGCACGAGAACCUCAAUCUGUUCUUGGGUCUGUUCUGCGACUCUGGGAUCCUCGCCGUUGUGACCGAACACUGCACCAGGGGGAGCUUGGAAGAUCUGCUCAACAAUGAGGAAGUGCGUCUCGACUGGAUGUUCAAGUCUUCCCUGUUGAUCGAUCUGAUUCGGGGAAUGAAGUACCUGCACAACCGUGGCAUCCUCCACGGGCGGCUCAAAUCCCGUAACUGUGUGGUAGACGGGCGCUUUGUGCUGAAGGUGACAGACUAUGGCUUCAAUGAAAUUUUGAUAGCCCAAAGCAUUGACAGCGAUGACGAAAGGCCAGAAAAUCUCCUUUGGACGGCUCCGGAGCUCCUUAGAAGCACCAGUCUCAGGAAGAGGGGCACUUUUGCUGGGGAUGUCUACAGCUUCUCCAUCAUCGGGCAGGAGGUCAUCACCCGCUCUUCACCUUACUGCAUGCUGGACAUGCCGCCCAAGGAGAUUAUCAGCAAGCUCAAAGAACCUCCUCCAUUGUGUCGGCCCGUCCUGUCUGUGGACCAGUCUCCAGUGGAGGUGCUGCAGGUCAUGAAACACGCCUGGAGUGAAGAGCCGGAGAAGAGGCCGACCUUUGAGGAGAUCUUCAAAUUGUUCAAAAGCAUCACCAAAGGAAAGAAGACCAACAUCAUUGACUCUAUGCUGCGCAUGCUGGAGCAGUACUCCUCCAACUUGGAGGAUCUGAUCAGAGAGAGGACGGAGGAACUGGAGGUGGAGAGGCAGAAGACCGACAAACUGGUGGCUCAGAUGUUGCCCAAGUCUGUGGCCCAGGCGCUGAAGACGGGAAAGCCAGUGAAGCCCGAGCAUUUCAGCGAGGUCACGCUGUACUUCAGUGACAUCGUGGGCUUCACCACCAUCUCAGCUCUCAGCGAUCCUAUCGAGGUGGUCGACCUUCUCAACGACCUCUACACACUCUUUGAUGCCAUCAUUGGACUGCAUGACGUGUACAAGGUGGAAACCAUUGGAGAUGCCUACAUGGUAGCCUCAGGAGUCCCCACCAGGAACGGCAACCGGCAUGCGGCCGAGAUGGCCAACAUGUCUCUGGACAUUCUCCACUGCAUCGGGACCUUCAAGAUGAGGCACAUGCCUGAACUCAAAGUCAGAAUUCGCAUUGGCCUGCACUCCGGCCCAGUGGUAGCGGGAGUGGUGGGUCUUACGAUGCCUCGGUACUGUCUGUUUGGAGACACCGUCAACACGGCAUCUCGAAUGGAGUCCACAGGGUUGCCUUACAGAAUCCAUGUCAACAAAAGCACGGUCGAUCUUCUGAACAGCUUGAACCUGGGAUACAAAAUUCAAACCAGAGGCAUGACAGAGUUAAAGGGAAAAGGUAUUGAGUACACAUAUUGGUUGGUAGGCAGAGAGGAUUUCGACAAGCCACUGCCAAUUCCUCCGGACCUUGCAGGGGGAGCCAAUCAUGGUAUCGCUUUAGAGGAAAUACCUCCUGACAGACGACAGAAAUUCCUGGAUCGACAGAAGAAGAUGGGCUAGGCUGACUUUUUUCUUUCUUUUUUUUUUACUAAUAUCCCAGGAUGAAAUGUGAUGAAAAACACACAGCGAUUUGUGAAGGAAAAGUUGAGCCGUUGAGCAACUACCACGACUCGUUAUAAUUUGUGAUCCACUCAAAAUGAAAUCCAGCAUCACUGACGAGGGAUUUCACACACUCUGCAAAUCCUUUCUAUACGGAAAUAAUCUUUAUCGUAAACAACGCAACUGCCCUUAUAUUUGUUCAAAAAGAGACUGUAUUAUACAUAGAGUAUACAUAGAGCAUGAUAUGCAGGUUGAAUGACAGAUCCUAAGGCUUAAUGGUUAGAGGUAAGCAAGAAGGGAUUGUUAUGGUGAGUUGUUAACAGUUUAACAUGUAAUACUGGUGUACUUCAAGUACUGUAUGUAUUUGUACUUAUACAGUUUUACGUAUUUGUACUAAUCUUUGUGCUUUGUAGAGAUAUUGGAGACAUUUUAUCGUAAACAUUUCAAGAGCGGAAGUAGUUGGAGAUGCUAUUGCAUUCAUCUGGGGUAAAAUAGACCCCUCACUUUCAAAGCAACAGCCUUUUUACUACUCAGGAAAUGAGUACAUUGAAACAUUUUCCCAGUAACUAAAGUUGAUGAGCAACGGUUUAAUCAGACAUUUGAAACUAUGAAAGCUCAGGUCUGGGUUAGCUCUGAACUUUCAUUGGUGGCAUCAUUACGCUACAUCACACAUUAGGAUGAAUGAAGACAGAUAAUCCAAAAAUGGUUCAAAUGUGUCAAACAAAUGAUCUGGUUUGUUUAUUUAAUAUUAGAUCAAUAUAGAACGAGGAAAAUAAACACAUUAUCUUUGUGACAUUGUCACCUAAAAGGCAGUUUCACUAUUGCUUCACCCAAAGUACAUGUAGCCUGUUCCUGAAGCAUGCUGCACAGCUGUGCUCUUAAUGGGCCAGCAGUGGGAAGACCUGGUCUCUGUCACUCACAGUAUUUCUGCUGCGCACCUAUAUGCAUGAUGUCUGGGUCUGAAUGGCUGCAAGUCUUAUCUCCAGUGAUGUGCUUCAGCAGAUUGAGCCUUCUCGUGUGUAGCGCACUCUUCUCGAGGAAUAUGUCUGGCCCUGAGUUUCUUGCCCAUUAGUUUCUCGUCGGGAUCCCACACAGCGGCUGUGUAUGAAGUUCCUAAGAGAAUAAAUCAUUCACUAAGUCGCUCCCGUGGCCCGACCAGAGAGAAUUGUGCAGAACAUGUGGGGGAAAACAUACUCAUAAAACGGAGAGGAGAUAGUCCUCUGAGUCAUUUCUGUUUGGCUUGGGGGGACGUGUACAUACUGUAAAUUUGUACAUAGUUAGUUUGUAUUUGUGUCCUCCAGGGAUAGGGACUUUUUAGUGGACUUUUUCUUUCUGCUUGGGUCCCUAAACACACAACACAGAAGGAGAUGGCAGAAAACGAGGACUUAAUCGGUGCAUUCGUAAAGCGGGCAGCAGCAUUGUUCAAGCACUUUUUUUCCUGGCUUGCUAAUUGUCUGCUGCAGCACUGAAAUCGAAGCAAUGUCAGGACGGGAUUUCUUCUCUUUUUUUUCUCCAAAAACAGUUUUAGUCUGCAGACAUUUUUCCCUUGGGAGCGCACUUGCCGACCCCUUCUACCAUCGAUAUGAAAUGAACAUUUGACAACUGCCAGGUUGCUUGUGGUGUAGUCUUUCACAACAAGUGUUUGUCAGUGGCUCCUUAAGCAUAUUUAAACCCCCAACAAAACGCAGGAUUCUCUUUUAAGAUGAAGAGCCUGGGGGAAAGCUGUCAAUGUGGCAUUCUUCUAUUAAAGUAGGUAGGACCUACGUUUGCUAGAUUUUUAAUCAAUUUGCCAAAUAGAUUGAUCUGAUCAUAACUGAAUGGAGGUGUUCUUAAUGUGUCUCUGUAAAUAAAUGAUGG
Pungitius pungitius (ninespine stickleback) is the source of this 5914-nucleotide messenger RNA. It is a transcript of the gene gucy2d, whose product is annotated as guanylate cyclase 2D, retinal. Lineage: Eukaryota; Metazoa; Chordata; Actinopteri; Perciformes; Gasterosteidae. The coding region runs from base 569 to 4018 and encodes 1149 amino acids. Gene Ontology annotation, molecular function: guanylate cyclase activity; protein kinase activity; ATP binding. The transcript is spliced from 19 exons. Gene Ontology annotation, biological process: receptor guanylyl cyclase signaling pathway; cGMP biosynthetic process; protein phosphorylation. Gene Ontology annotation, cellular component: plasma membrane. The record is from RefSeq and is a predicted model, not a curated record.